AGCAAAAACCACUCCGCCUUUUCCCAGCGAGGUCAGGGCCCUGUCCGCGCGAUCCUGGAUUCAGAGAGUGCGGGACUCUCGGCGGGCCAGGGCAAUCCCUGGCGGGCACCAUGUCCCGGAACCUGCGGACCACGCUCAUUUUUGGCGGCUUCAUCUCCCUGAUCGGCGCCGCCUUCUACCCCAUCUACUUCCGGCCCCUAAUGCGGCCGGAGGAGUACCAGAAGGAACAAGCAGUAAAUCGAGCUGGUAUUGUUCAAGAAGAUGUGCAGCCACCAGGGUUAAAAGUGUGGUCUGAUCCAUUUGGCAGGAAAUGAGAAGGCUGCCACCAAUUCUGAUUAUGAAAGUAGACAUCUUCAUGCUCCUAACUGCAGCCAGUCCAAUAAAUCACCUCUAUAGAAUGAUGGCUGGAGAAGAAAACUCUAAUGCCACAAAUAAGAGUACUGUGCACGAGGAUUAAUAUUUCUUUUCUUAAGGAUCAAAAGUACCCUGAAUGGAUUACACUGUUAGGAAGGUUAUCGUGAUUUGGUAUGCUUUCUGAAAAUGAAACUGUCUCACUCAGAUGUGUUUGGAGAAGACUUACUCAUUAUUCAGUCUCUACUGCUUACCUAACCGUGCUGUGAGAUGAAUGUAGAGACUUGGGAAGAUCCUGGUUUAUUUUGCCACCUUCCAUAUGGGAAACUGCAGUGAAAAAGCACCUUGCGGAGCAGCUUCAUAGGGCUCUUUGAAAAUGUUAAAGUUGACAAAACUUUUUACAAAUAAUCAAUUUAGCUGAGCUAUCUUGUCAGAGGUUGCUGUGUGUUGGAAAAUAAAUAAAUAUGAAGCAAGUCAAACUAAAUGGGAAUGUGUGCAUAGAUGAAAUCGUGUUGGAUUAACAAGUGAAAAUGUGUAUAUUAAAAUGAUUUAUUUUCACAACGG
Messenger RNA from Pteropus alecto (black flying fox), 915 nucleotides. It is a transcript of the gene SMIM20, whose product is annotated as small integral membrane protein 20. Gene Ontology annotation, cellular component: mitochondrial inner membrane. Gene Ontology annotation, biological process: mitochondrial respiratory chain complex IV assembly. The record is from RefSeq and is a predicted model, not a curated record. The coding region runs from base 111 to 314 and encodes 67 amino acids. Lineage: Eukaryota; Metazoa; Chordata; Mammalia; Chiroptera; Pteropodidae. The transcript has 3 exons.